Molecule: messenger RNA, 4494 nt
Organism: Daldinia caldariorum
Lineage: Eukaryota; Fungi; Ascomycota; Sordariomycetes; Xylariales; Hypoxylaceae
Product: amino acid permease-domain-containing protein
Exons: 4
Coding region: 532-4308 (1258 amino acids)
Biological process (GO): chloride transmembrane transport; potassium ion import across plasma membrane; chloride ion homeostasis
Cellular component (GO): membrane
Molecular function (GO): potassium:chloride symporter activity
Source: RefSeq, a predicted model, not a curated record
CUUUGUUUAACUAUAGGAAAAGCUUAUUAAUCUAAAAUCUUUCAUCUCGUCUUUCUUUUUACCAAUUACUACAAAAAAAUAACAAUUGGUCUCCAUCAUACUCAAAAUCCUCAACAAACCCCAGGCUGCAUGUCUCGUUUGGGAUCAGCUGCCCAACGUCAUUGGGCCAAGCUUUAUUCGUGUCAAGAAACAGACUGUGGGGAAUAUGGCUAGGCUACAACUAGUCUAGCCACUCCUCAUCUCCUCUGAUAUUUGACUUGUGCAUCUUCUUGACUGCUGAUUUCGACGAUCCCAAGCGCUCAGCAUCGAGCGGGGUUGCUAUAUGACAAUGUAGUCACAUUGCGCCAGCAUUGUCAAUAAUAUUCCAAUUUCCAAUAUGCCUACUUUCCGCGGGAGCUAGUAGACUUUUGCAACCAAAAACCUACCUAAUAUCUACCUAAUAUCUAGGUAGCUACCGGAUCAUCCAUCAUAAGACUUUGUAACAUCAAGCAGUAAGAACCCGGUACGGUACGGUCCGUUAACACAUACACCAUGCGUCCGGAAUUCCGAGGAGAUAAUAGAGGCUCCGGCUUAGCACCGUCCAACAGGAAGGUCAAACUUGGUGUCAAUGCCGGAGUCUUCGUUCCAGUGGUUUCAAAUAUUAUCAGUAUUUUGAUGUUCCUUCGUUUCGGCUCGAUAAUGGGUCGGAUUGGUUUGAUUGGAAUGCUAGGUUUACUUAUCGUAGCUUAUAUCGUCGAUUUCAUCACUACCCUCUCGCUUUCUGCUAUAGCAUCCAACGGGGAGGUUAAGGGUGGCGGUGCUUACUACUUAAUUUCAAGGUCCCUCGGUCCUGAGUUUGGCGGCUCGAUUGGUAUCAUGUUCUAUCUCGCCCAAGCUGUCAACACAUCGCUCAAUAUUGUCGGCCUUAUAGACUGCGUAAAACUGAACCUGGGGACUCUAGUGCCACAUGGCUACUGGGAAAGCUAUGGUAUGCAGACUGCCGCCCUCGUCCUCUGUACAGGUCUGAGUCUCGCGGGGCGUUCUCUCUUUGUGAAAGCAAGCGGCGCUUUAACCAUCAUACUAACUUUGGCCAUUAUAAGCAUCCCAAUUUCGGCUAUCUCGAUGAGUCCGUUCAAAGACGAUGAUAGUGGAAUUGAAUUCACAGGGGUGAGUCUAGACACGAUGCGUUCUAACCUCUUUCCACAUGCCGGCGUCCCCGGAUAUCGAGGAGUUGAGACAUUCAGAGAGCUAUUCGGUAUCCUCUUUAGUGCUACAUCCGGCAUCUUUGCAGGGGCGUCGAUGUCUGGGGACCUUAAGAACCCAAGUAAAGCAAUUCCAAAAGGGACAUUGUGGGCUAUGGCUGCGACAUUUGUCCUUUAUCUUGUCGUUAUCCUGUCGAUGGCUUCCAGUAUUACUCACCCUUCGUUCCUCCGAGAUACGAAUAUUAUAUCUACCACAAGUAUAUGGUCACCAUUGAUUCUUGCCGGAGAGUGUGCAACAACUUUCUUUUCGUCAUUGAUGGGGAUCAUUGGUGGUUCUAAACUCCUCCAGGCCCUUGGUCGAGAUAAACUCCUUCCCGGAUUAUCCAUUUUUGGAAAUGGAAACAAACGCGAUGAUCCUAUACUUGCAAUAUUCGUCACGUAUGUCAUAGCGCAAGUUUCUCUAUUCGCGGACUUGAAUCAAAUUGCAACAUUCAUAUCUAUGAGCUACCAGAUGACAUUCUUCGUCAUGAAUUUAGCAUGUUUCCUGCUAAAGAUAGGGUCAGCUCCCAAUUUCCGGCCUGCAUUCAAAUUCUUCAGCUGGCACACUGCUUUCGUUGGAAGUAUUAUAUCUGCCGCCUCAAUGUUCUUCAUAGAUGAGACUUAUGCGGCCGCUGCCAUCUGUGUUCUCAUCUUUCUCUUUCUAAUUCUUCAUUAUAUGAGUCCGCCAAAACAUUGGGGCGAUGUAUCUCAAAAUUUGAUCUACCAUCAAGUGCGAAAAUACCUCUUACGACUUAAACCCGAACAUAUUAAAUUCUGGAGACCCCAGAUCAUACUCUUAAUAAACGACCCACGGCAUCAUACACAUCUCAUCCAGUUCUGCAACUCUUUGAAGAAAGGGUCUCUGUACAUCCUGGGACACGUUAUAGUGACAGAUGACUUUAGUUCUGGUAUACACGAGGCAAAGUUGCAGCAAUCAGCUUGGACUCGGUAUAUAUCAGAAUUCUCAAGGAUCAAGGCAUUCGUCCAGUUAACAAUGUCGCCAUCCAUAGUCUGGGGAGUGCGAAAUCUCAUACUCUCUGCAGGCUUAGGCGGCAUGAGACCUAACAUAGCCAUCCUAGGCUUUUACAACAUGGAUGAGUUACGCAAGUCGCGACCGCUUGGACGGAUGCCAGAAGUUCCUAGCACGCCUACCCGAAUUCAAACCGAAACAAAGGCUGAAGGUAAAUCGACAAGACGCCAGCGCGGGGACACAUCUGCCCGUCUACUCGAUGGGUUCCUCCCAACGGACGCCAUACGCACAGAGGCUAUGAUGUCUGUCGAGAGCUAUUUGACAAUUCUUGAAGAUCUUGCGCUCCGCCAUCGUCUGAAUGUCGCUAUUGGAAAGGGGUUUCAAACCUUGGAAACCCCGCGCGGCGAUGGUAAUAAUGCUAAAAGGUAUAUAGACCUUUGGCCAAUUCAGAUGUCGGCUGAAAUCACCGAUGGCGACAAAAGUAUCUGGACGACAAAUUUUGAUACAUACACCUUGAUACUACAACUUGGCUAUAUUCUACGGAGUGUUCCAGCCUGGAAGAAGGCGUUUCAGCUUCGAGUCUUGGUAUUCGUUGAGUACGAGAGCGAAGUUAAAGAAGAACAGACUAGACUAAAGGCACUGCUGGAAAAGCUACGAAUUGACGCUACGAUUCGAGUAUUCUGGCUUGCUUCGGGACAGUUACAGAGCUACGAAAGUAUUGUCAACGGCCGAGGGAUUGGCUCCGGGUAUGGACGUGUUGUAGACGAGUUGCUAAAGGACGACGAAUGGUGGCAAGAGCUUCAAAGGUUGAGAACCGAAGCUCACGAAAUGUCUCGGUCUCAAGAAAUUGCAUCCCUAGAACAAAUGUUGAAUGCCACUAAACGCAGAGGCAGUUCAGUGUCCAAGUCUGACGGCUACCAUAGUCUACCGAGGGGGCUAGAUGUUAACGAGAUCCUAGAAAGAUCUAAGAAGCCAAGCGUUUCUGCUAUAUCGAAAUUGGGUGUCAACUUCGGCAUCCAUACUCACCGGCUGAGCUCUUCGGGAUUUGGCGUUCGAACAGAUACGAAUACACCCGACUUUAGCGACGACGACGGCGAAUCUAUUGCGUCAUCGGACACUGAAUUCAACGAUGUCAGUGGCACUGCAACUAUUGCUGAUAUGGGAGAGAUAUCGUCGUCGCGAAGGCCUAGUUUCUUGGCCUUUGGAGGACGGAGGAGAAGCUAUGGAGAUAUUUUGCAAAGGGCGAUGCCAUCAAGAAGCCCAGAGCAAAUCCAAGGCCAGUAUUUGGGAGGACCGGAUGCAGCCAUUUCGUCAGGGUAUGGUACGAUGACUCCUAUGACAGGGGCGACUUUAACGCCAGUCCUACCCAAGACUGAGCGAAUGCAGAGCUUGACCAGUCGCUCCGGUACCGCAGCAUUGCCAACAGAAACAUCCCCUAUUGUACCGAAAGCACCGACUAGGCCUACUCUGUCGCGUAAUUCAUCAGCAAGCCGAUUUACCAGUAACCCGACACCAGAAACGACUGUUUUGGUCAACGAUUCUUCAGGAUCGAGAAUUACGUUCUUAGAUGCAGAGCAGCCGGUGCCGACCAGAGUCAGGCGUCCUAUAUUAUCACGAAACGCCUCUGCCGGUCCUUUCUCUAGCCGACCCGUCCCAGAGACCAAGAUUGAGGCUGAAGACGACCAUGUUCCUCGCCUUACAUUUGCGGAACCUGAGUAUAGCGCUUUCGAGCCACCAUUGAGAUCCAGAAGAAACUCGGCAUCCCGUAGUGGGGGACUUUCGGAUGCAGCAUUCAAUAUACCAGAGUUGCUAGCAUCUCACCGUUCGACUGGCUUAUCUGACGACGAGUCUCACUCAUCUUACUCAACGCAGAGUCUACCCCUUUCCUUCAACGAUCUACCUAGUAGGGCCCAACACCUAAUCCUUAACGAACUGAUGCGUCAACAUAGCAGCGAUACGGCGGUGCUGUUCACAACUCUUCCGAUUCCGGAGGAGGGGACGUGUAAAAGCGAGGAGGCCAGUCUCAGAUAUUUGACUGAUAUUGAGGUGCUGUGUCACGAGCUGCCACCAGUUUUACUAGUUUUGAGCAAUAAUAUGACAGUGACAGUCAGUCUGUAACAUAGCAUAAUCUAGAGAAGACUCAGUUUGGGGCCUUGGUAAUAAUAGGAGGUCAUCACCUAAGUAUCUAUUUAGAAAAGUAUCCCGAGAGUAAUUUUGCGUCAAUAUUUGCAGUAGGCUUCUCACCGACCCUGUUUCAUAUACCCGAGGCUAGAUUUCCAGCUAAUAGAUUCGCCCACUCGCUGC